AUGGCAAAAGAUAUUUUAAAAGUUUCUCUUUUAACUCUGGGGACGAUUGAGAUUCUUGAUCUCAGAGAGAAUCUCAGUCAACGUCCGUUUGCAUCGCGUGAUCUCGCUAAGUUCAUCUGUAAGAUGAAUCAUCUAGAGAAGCUCAAACUCUACGGUCAGUAUCAUGAUGACUUCUACUCAACAGCAUCAUCGAUGGCAUCAACUACAAAGCAAAUAGACACUCUUGAUCUCUAUGCUGAUCCCAGUGAACGUCCGUCUGCAUUACGUCACCUUGCUCAGUCCCUUUGUACAUGUUGUAAGAUGAAUCAGCAUCAUGAUGACUUCUACUCUUCAUCAUCCUCGAUGGCCUCGACUGCAAAGGAUAAAUGCAACACGAGCUCAACUGUGACUAAUCUGACCGUUACUGAUAGGACACUAAAAGAAUGGCAGGAUUGUGGAUCGAUGUUUGACAAUGUGAAGAGGAUCACCAUACAGAUACAGGACACGAUCAGAUGUGACGUCAUCCAGAAAAUCCAUCUACCAGCAGUGACUGAGCUCACCAUUCAACCAGAACAGUAUGCUAUGCAACCGGCUUUUCUCCACGAUGAUCCCACUGCAUUCCACAAGCUCUCAUCUCAGCUUGUCAAGGUCACAUUCACAGAUCUCACCAUUGGUAACGAUCAGACCGAACACACCAUUCAAGCUUUCAGAUCAACACACGAUCUCAAACAUCUGAGGAUCCUGGGAUUCAUAAGAUGUGGGACUGAUGAGAGCUUAGAUCCUUCUAAUGAUGAACAUAGGAUACAGGUGGAGAUAGUACAUGGCGAACCAGAAUGGUAA
This is a messenger RNA of Lytechinus variegatus (green sea urchin), 819 nucleotides long. RefSeq lists its product as uncharacterized. The record is from RefSeq and is a predicted model, not a curated record. NCBI's taxonomy places the organism in Eukaryota, Metazoa, Echinodermata, Echinoidea, Temnopleuroida, Toxopneustidae. The transcript has 5 exons. Bases 1 to 819 code for a protein of 272 amino acids.